UAUAAUUUUUGUAUCCAUACUUCAGAGAAGGAAAAUAUAUUAAUAUUAGCUGGGUAUACAAUUUUAGUUUCGUUCACUAAUAUUUAUUAAAUAUUACACUAUUUUGAAAUACUUACAAUGAGCGGUUGUGUAAAGCGUUACUUUUGUCCCAAUAAGCCCAUUAAGACUUCAGGAUGUCGUUCUACUUUCUACUAUCCCAAUGGAGGCUCCUAUUCAGGCUACUGGCUGAACAACAAGAAUCAUGGCUGGGGAGUCAAGGUGACUGCAGAACGUCAAUCAAGUGACUUUGCGGGAAAGAAAGAACCGGAUGGGCAGCUCAUCUAUAAGGGCUUAUGGAAUCACGGGAAACGUGAUGGUUGUGGAUCGAUGAUACGUAAGCGCGGGACGGAUUUGCAGACGAUCUACACAGGUAAAUGGAUGGAUGAUAUGAAGCACGGUAUGGGCAAGCAUUUCUAUCCGGAUGGUUGUGUCUACUUUGGGGAAUGGGAGAGGAAUCGUCGUCAUGGCUUGGGCAUACAGUGGCAUGCAGAUGGCAGCAUCUAUCUGGGUGAGUGGGAGACUGGCUUCAAGCAUGGACUGGGAGUGCUGUUCUACGCCAAUGGCAAUCGCUACGAGGGACACUUUGCCCGUGGCUUUAAGAAUGGCGAAGGCGUCUUCUAUCAUAUGCACACUGGACAGAUUCAGAAGGGAAUGUGGCAGAAUGAUAAUGCACGUGUUUCGCUUAUGCAAGAUGCCCCACAAAUUAGACGAAACGAUGCUGUCACGCCCCUUCCCAUUCCUCGCAAUUGUCUGAGGUACCCCAACCAAAUCAUACGCGAUCUCUUUAAACGAUUUAGGCCACACGGUGAUAAACCUCAUCGUCGCUUUAAUGAUAUGGUUAGCCUUGAGUUCAUUCACCGACAGCGACAAUUUGCAUCCUUUGAGGAACGUUUUUCGAGUCCAUCUGGCAUAGAUAUAUAUCCUAACUCCGGUUUUGUUUGCACCUGUGAUUGCAAAGUGUAUUGAAAAUCAGUUUUAAAUUGUACGUUUAUUGUGUGAAAAAGUCCAGUAAACCUUAAAAGCUUAGCUAAAAAAUUGAAAA
Messenger RNA from Drosophila sulfurigaster albostrigata, 1081 nucleotides. Its product is annotated as MORN repeat-containing protein 3. The record is from RefSeq and is a predicted model, not a curated record. Bases 118 to 1005 code for a protein of 295 amino acids. NCBI's taxonomy places the organism in Eukaryota, Metazoa, Arthropoda, Insecta, Diptera, Drosophilidae. The transcript is spliced from 2 exons.